AUGCGUACUGGGGAAGAGGACCGUGGACGUGCUGACCGUGGUAACGGCGACAACAACCCAGGCAACAACCUUCACGUCUCGGGUUUGAGCAACCGUGCCACGGAGCGUGACCUGGAAGAGGCUUUCAGCAAAUACGGAGCUCUUCAGAAGACGCAGAUCAUGUACGACCCUCACAGUCGUGAGCCAAGAGGUUUCGCAUUCGUCACUUUCGAGAAGGCCGAGGAUGCGGACGCCGCCAUCACGGCCAUGGACGCCACUGACUUCCUCGGUCGCAAGAUCCACGUCGAAAAGGCUCGUCGUGGACGCGCACGCACUCCCACCCCUGGCCGCUACUUUGGCCCUCCCAAGAAGGGACGCGACGGUCCUCCUGGUGGCGGCUACGGCGGCGGCGGUGGUGGAUACGGUCGUGGUCCUCCUCGCGGCGGGUACGGCGACGACCGAUACGGCGGUAUGCCUCCUCGCGGCUACCCACCCUACCCACCUCGCGACCCCUACGACCGUUACGGUCCUCCUCCUGGCGGCCGACCCUUCUCGCCGCCUCCCAUGCGCGGCGACCCCUACGAUCGAUACGGGCGUGGACCUCCCCCUCCUCGCGACUACCCGCCCCGCGACCGCGACUACCUGCCUCCUCCCCCUCGUGGUGGCCCGGGCAUGGACUACCCACCUCGCGACUUCCCUCCCCGCGGUCCUCCCGGCGACUACCCGCCACCCCGUGGAUACCGUGACAUGUCGCCACCUCCUCCCCGUGGCGCUGGAAGGUACGACGAUGUCCCACCUCCCCCUCCUCGUGCAGGCGGUCCCGGUGGUCGAUACGAUGGCCCCCCGCGUCCCCGUUACGACGACGCUGGUCCGCCACCCCGUCGUUACUGA
This is a messenger RNA of Pseudozyma hubeiensis SY62, 870 nucleotides long. RefSeq lists its product as hypothetical. The transcript has 3 exons. Gene Ontology annotation, biological process: positive regulation of mRNA splicing, via spliceosome. The coding region runs from base 1 to 870 and encodes 289 amino acids. Lineage: Eukaryota; Fungi; Basidiomycota; Ustilaginomycetes; Ustilaginales; Ustilaginaceae. The record is from RefSeq and is a predicted model, not a curated record. Gene Ontology annotation, cellular component: spliceosomal complex. Gene Ontology annotation, molecular function: RNA binding.